Molecule: messenger RNA, 255 nt
Organism: Cladophialophora bantiana CBS 173.52
Lineage: Eukaryota; Fungi; Ascomycota; Eurotiomycetes; Chaetothyriales; Herpotrichiellaceae
Exons: 1
Coding region: 1-255 (84 amino acids)
Source: RefSeq, a predicted model, not a curated record
AUGGCUCUGAAAAAUCUGACUGAUCCCAAUAUUACCGGCUUGGAGCCAGCCCAAGUGAAGGCCAUUGAUACCGAGAUAGCACAGAAGGCGGCCUCAUUGCAGGUCGACGGCUACAUUGUCAGGGGGUAUUCCACAGGUGAACGGAAUUUCGGCCUUAUACAAAAGAGCCUUGUCGACCUGGUCACAUCCUGUAACCAGCCGGAUACUGUGGUUCACAACAGCAGUGGACCAUAUGCUUCGAGUGGACUAAAGUGA